Molecule: messenger RNA, 231 nt
Organism: Schistosoma guineensis
Lineage: Eukaryota; Metazoa; Platyhelminthes; Trematoda; Strigeidida; Schistosomatidae
Source: the annotation of a GenBank genome assembly
AUGAACUUCAAUACUCCACUUUCAUUAUUAUCAUCAAUCAAAGAAUCAAUUCAUGAAAUGAAUUGGAUUAGAAAAAACAAAACUACUCAAUUCUUUAAACAUACUUCAUGGAAAAUAUUAAAUUCAUCACAGUUGAAUAUCAUUACAAAAGAAUUAACUAAUAAUGAACUAUAUGAUGAUGAUAAUAAUAAUACUUUAACUACUAUAUUGAAUCAUGAAUUGAUUUGUUGA